AUGGCCGCGCGCGGCCGGCGCGCCUGGCUCAGCGUGCUGCUUGGACUCGUGCUGGGUUUCGUGCUGGCGUCGCGGCUCGUCCUGCCCCGCGCCUCCGAGCUGAAGCGAGCGGGCCCGCGGCGCCGUGCCAGCCCCGAGGGCUGCCGGCCCGGGCAGGCGGCGGCGGCUUCCCAGGCCGGUGGGGCGCGUGGCGAUGCGCGCGGGGUGCAGCCCUGGCCGCACGGCACGGCCCCCGAUGGCGGCCCGCGGGACAAGAACUUUCUCUUCGUGGGAGUCAUGACCGCCCAGAAAUACCUGCAGACCCGAGCCGUGGCCGUCUACAGAACGUGGUCCAAGACAAUUCCCGGGAAAGUCGAAUUCUUCUCGAGCGAGGGUUCCGAUACGUCCAUACCGAUCCCAAUCGUGCCACUGCGGGGCGUGGACGACUCCUACCCGCCCCAGAAGAAGUCUUUCAUGAUGCUCAAGUACAUGCAUGACCACUAUUUGGACAAGUAUGAAUGGUUUAUGAGAGCGGACGACGAUGUUUACAUCAAAGGCGACCGUCUGGAGAACUUCCUGAGGAGCCUGAACAGCAGUGAGCCCCUCUUCCUGGGGCAGACGGGGCUGGGCACCACGGAGGAGAUGGGGAAGCUGGCCCUGGAGCCCGGGGAGAACUUCUGCAUGGGGGGGCCCGGCGUGAUCAUGAGCCGGGAGGUGCUGCGCAGGAUGGUCCCGCACAUCGGGAAGUGCCUCCGCGAGAUGUACACCACCCACGAGGACGUCGAGGUGGGCCGAUGUGUCCGCAGGUUCGCGGGGGUGCAGUGUGUCUGGUCUUACGAGAUGCAGCAGCUUUUCUAUGAGAAUUACGAACAGAACAAAAAGGGGUACAUUCGAGACCUCCACAACAGUAAAAUCCACCGCGCCAUCACGCUGCACCCCAACAAAAGCCCCCCCUACCAGUACAGGCUCCACAGCUACGUGCUCAGCCGCAAAAUAGCCGAGCUCCGCCACCGCACCAUCCAGCUGCACCGAGAGAUCGUCCUGAUGAGCAAGUACAGCAACACGGAGACGCACAAGGAAGACCUGCAGCUCGGGGUCCCGCCCUCCUUCAUGAGGUUCCAGCCCCGCCAGCGGGAGGAGAUCCUGGAGUGGGAGUUCCUGACGGGGAAGUACUUGUAUUCGGCUGUGGACGGCCAGCCCCCCCGCAGAGGGAUGGACUCCGCGCAGCGGGAGGCCUUGGACGACAUCGUCAUGCAGGUCAUGGAGAUGAUCAACGCCAACGCCAAGACCAGGGGGCGCAUCAUCGACUUCAAGGAGAUCCAGUACGGCUACCGCCGCGUGAACCCCAUGUACGGGGCCGAGUACAUCCUGGACCUGCUGCUCCUGUACAAGAAGCACAAAGGGAAGAAGAUGACGGUGCCCGUGCGGAGGCACGCCUACCUCCAGCAGACCUUCAGCAAGAUCCAGUUUGUGGAGCACGAGCAGCUGGACGCGGUGGAGCUGGCCCACAAGAUCAACCAGGAGUCGGGGUCCUUGUCCUUCCUCUCCAACUCCCUGAAGAAGCUCGUCCGCUUCCAGCUCCCUGGCUCCCGGAGCGAGCGCAGAGAACCCAAAGAGAAGAAGAUCAACAUCUUGAUCCCCUUGUCGGGACGCUUUGACAUGUUCGUGAGGUUCAUGGGGAACUUCGAGAAGACGUGCCUCAUUCCGAAUCAGAACGUCAAGCUGGUCGUCCUGCUGUUCAAUUCCGACUCCAACCCCGACAAGGCCAAGCAGGUCGAGCUCAUGCGCGAUUACCGCAUCAAGUACCCGAAAGCCGACAUGCAGAUUCUUCCCGUGUCGGGAGAGUUUUCCAGAGCCCUGGCCCUGGAAGUGGGAUCCUCUCAGUUUAACAACGAGUCUCUGCUCUUCUUCUGUGACGUCGACCUCGUGUUUACUGCCGAAUUCCUCCAACGAUGCCGGGCAAAUACCGUUCUGGGCCAACAAAUAUAUUUUCCAAUCAUCUUCAGCCAGUACGAUCCAAAGAUUGUUUAUAGCGGGAAAGCUCCCAGUGACAACCAUUUUGCCUUUACUCAAAAAACUGGCUUCUGGAGAAACUAUGGGUUUGGCAUCACUUGUAUUUACAAGGGAGACCUCGUCCGUGUCGGCGGCUUUGACGUCUCCAUCCAGGGCUGGGGGCUGGAAGACGUGGACCUCUUCAACAAGGUGGUUCAGGCCGGUCUGAAGACAUUCAGGAGCCAGGAAGUGGGCGUUGUCCACAUCCACCAUCCAGUCUUCUGUGAUCCCAACCUGGAUCCCAAGCAGUACAAAAUGUGCUUGGGGUCCAAAGCCUCAACCUACGGGUCCACACAGCAGCUGGCUGAAAUGUGGCUGGAGAAAAACGACCCAAGUUACAGUAAAAGCAGCAAUAACAAUGGCUCAGUGAGGACAGCCUGAUGUCCAGCUCCGCUGGAAAAGACGUUUUUAAUUAUCUAAUUUAUUUUUCAGAAAUUUUUUUGUACGAUCAGUUUUUGACGUCCACACAAGGAUAUAUUUUACACGUGACUUUCUUACAAAGGACUCCUUCCAGGAUGAGCUUUUGGAACAAUAACGUGAUCAUGUUUGCCUUUGAACACAUGUUCUUCCUGAACGUUUUGUAGCAGACCUGCUUCCUUGUGGCUUGAAAUGUACGUGAUGAGCGAAACUUUUGUUUAGUGUUAUAUUUCUUUUCCAGACCCCUUUGCUACAGUCCUAGGGCAGAAAACCUGAAUUCCUGCAAAGUAUUAUUGUAACAAAGCACUGUAGCUCUGCUCAGUGUUUUGUUUUAACUGUUAACGAUGCACAGUUUCUACCUUUUGUCUUUUUUACAAUGAUUUUUUUUUUUUAAAGCCAUUUUGCGUUCCGGUUGUAAAAUAAGGAAAUGUGAUAACAGUUGAAUCAUCCUCUUCAGGAGAGCUUUCCAAAGUGUUUUCUUGUGCCCAUUGUGGUCACGUAGGGUUUGACAAGCGAAAGGAGCAAGGAAGACACAAUAAAAUAAUGUGGCCGUUCUUGUAUUCGUGUGGCCCACAUGGACCUGGCAUUCCGUUCCAAGAAGGAUUUGAUACUUUCCUUCCCACCCCUUCUCUUUAAAGGAUACAAUAUUAAUCUUUAGAAUGGCAAAGAAUUAAGGUAAUAAAUCUAAUGUAUGCAAACUAAAGCAAAAACAACCCCCCCUCCCCCUCCGAUGAAAGUAUUGGGAAAAAAUAUACUUGCUUUUGUUCUCUUCAUCCUGUGUUACCUUGGCGGGGACAGCCCUUUCAUUCUUUAAUCACCGUUUGUUUUAUCCUUUGUAUCUGAAAUACCUUUAAUUUAUUUAAUAUUCAUUGUUUAGAGAGCUGCCAUUUCUCAAGUACCUGUUAGUUAGUAUUUAUGUGUAUCGGGAGUGUGUUCGGUGUUUUUUUGUUUGCAGUAAACUGAUCUCCAAAGAUUUCCCUUUGAAAAUGCCCCCCCUCCCUCCUUCCUACAUUCCUUACUGUUUUACUAAAUAUUAAGUGUUCUUCGACAAUUUUGGUGCUCACGUGCUUUAGGGACAAAAAUGAGAUGGAUCUUUCAUUAUACCAGAAAGUUUGUUUUAAAUUCACGGAUCA
Messenger RNA from Pteronotus mesoamericanus, 3581 nucleotides. It is a transcript of the gene CHSY1, whose product is annotated as chondroitin sulfate synthase 1. The coding region runs from base 1 to 2412 and encodes 803 amino acids. The transcript has 3 exons. Lineage: Eukaryota; Metazoa; Chordata; Mammalia; Chiroptera; Mormoopidae. The record is from RefSeq and is a predicted model, not a curated record. Gene Ontology annotation, molecular function: glucuronosyl-N-acetylgalactosaminyl-proteoglycan 4-beta-N-acetylgalactosaminyltransferase activity. Gene Ontology annotation, cellular component: Golgi cisterna membrane.